Molecule: messenger RNA, 1893 nt
Organism: Eremothecium sinecaudum
Lineage: Eukaryota; Fungi; Ascomycota; Saccharomycetes; Saccharomycetales; Saccharomycetaceae
Gene: LAP2
Product: bifunctional aminopeptidase/epoxide hydrolase
Exons: 1
Coding region: 1-1893 (630 amino acids)
Biological process (GO): proteolysis
Cellular component (GO): cytosol
Molecular function (GO): metallopeptidase activity; aminopeptidase activity; zinc ion binding
Source: RefSeq, a predicted model, not a curated record
AUGAAACUCCCCUCUGUACUCGAAGAAAAGAGGCCUGCGGAAUCUCCGGAGGCAGAUCUCUCAACCCAGUCCAAUUACAAGGAUUUCCAGAUCAAGCAUACGACCCUAGAUUUGGAUGUUGAUUUUGAGAAACGCGAAGUCAGUGGGCAUGUGACGUUUGAAUUGAGGCGUGUUACUGAUGCUGAAGAAGUACGCUUGGAUACUGCGUGUCUGGACGUCCACGGGGCUACAAUUGAUGGCGAAAAUGCGGAAAUUGAAUUGAAACCAGAGCUGCAUUUCCUCGGGAAACAAUUGAUUGUGAAACCGGUUGGUAAGAGACUACCAGACGAGUUUAAAUUGUCAGUACAGUUUAACACUAAGAAUGAAGGCACUGCUCUACAAUGGUUGGACGAGAAGCAGACUUCUGGUAAGCCGUUUGUCUUCAAUCAGCUCGAGACUACGUAUGCGAGAUGCUUUAUGCCAUGUUUUGAUACCCCUGUUGUGAAAUCUCAGAUGACUGCUAACAUCAGAUCUCCAUACCCAGUGGUGUUUGCUGGUGUGGAAACUGAGGGUUCCGGUGAAGGUGGUGUCUAUAAGUUUGAGCAGAAGAUCCCAAUUUGCAGCUACUUAACGGGGUUUGCGUCGGGAGACCUCGUAUCAGCUGAGAUUGGUCCACGCUCUAAGGUGUACUCUGAACCCUACAUCAUUAAGGACUGCCAAGACGAGUUUUCGGAGGAUGUGGAGAACUUCAUCAAAACCGCGGAAGAUAUUAUAUUCGAGUACGAGUGGGGAACCUACAACAUCUUGAUUAACCCUAGCUCCUAUCCAUACGGUGGUAUGGAGAAUCCUAACAUAACCUUCGCUACGCCAACGUUGAUCGCACACGACAAAUCGAACAACGACGUCAUUGCUCACGAACUAGCUCACUCCUGGUCAGGAAACUUAGUGACUAACGCAAACUGGGGCCAUGUAUGGUUGAAUGAGGGUUGGACCGUGUAUCUAGAGAAAAGGAUCAUCGGAGCUGUUCAUGGAGAACAAACCAGACUCUUGGGCUACAUGUUUGGUAACACUGACUAUCUCGAGCUUGUAAAUAGUGAUGAACCUCCCGAAGCCACCGUUCUAGUGAGACAAUUCACAGCUGAAAUGAAUGCGGAUGAUGUGAUGAACCUCACUCCCUACAUCAAGGGUUCCUGUUUCUUGUACCACUUGGAAACAAAGUUGGGCGGCAAAGAGGUUUUCGACCCUUUCAUCAAGCACUACUUCGCAAAGUAUGCCAAAAAGUCCUUGGAUACUUGGCAGUUCUUAGACACCUUGUUCGAGUUCUUCAGUGACAAGCGCGAGGUGCUAGAUGCGAUUGACUGGAAAGCCUGGUUAUUCACUCCAGGCAUGCCACCAGACUCUGAGUUCAAAUCCACGUUGGCAGACGAAGUUACUAAACUUGCCGACCGCUGGUUCGCCAAAGUUGCCGAGUUCGAUCAGGCCAGUCAAUUUACCUCCGAGUUUUCUAAAAGCGACAUCGAGUCUUUCAACCCGAUGCAGCUCAUGAUGUUCCUAAACAUCAUAACCCAGAGUAAUGCCGGCUGCAACCCAACGUUCGCCUGGAAGAAACAUCCUAUUGCUACAGAGGCCUUCGUUAACAUCUAUGAAGACAAGAUAUUCAAGUCGCAGAACCCAGAGAUUAUCUAUAGAAACCUGGUAUUCCAGGUAACUGCCGAAGUCAAGUCCAGCUAUCAAAAAGCUGCCGACUGGCUCGGCAAGGUCGGCAGAAUGAAAUACGUCGUUCCGUUGUACCGACUCUUGAAUCAAAAGGAUAGGCACCUUGCUAUUGAAACUUUCAACCAGCAUAAGGAGUUUUACCAUCCCAUCUGUAAAGCACGCGUCGACGUCGUCUUGCAGACAACAAAAACGACCUGA